AUGAACCAGUUGAUGGAAAAGUUUUGUAAUUUUUCUCUUGCUCAAAGUUAUUGUGAUGAUGGGAGAAAUUUUAUGUCACAUAUCAGUUCUAAAUAUGGGAUAAAUGCCAUGCCAGCAAUAUCAUUUGCCAUCUUAGGCUCUCUUUUGAUUUAUAGGUUAAACAGAUGGCUUAGUGACUCAGCCCAGCCCAAGCUCAAUCCUGUUGUUUAUACCAGAUCCAUGAUCAUCAGAGAAAUCCAUAGUGGUAAUGAAGUAUUGGAUAGAUUGGUGAAGGAAGAUUACAAGAAAGCUCUAGUAAAUCCAGCCACAUUAGACAAAGCCGAGAGUCUUCUAAAGGCUUUACUUGAAGAAGAACAUCUUGAUUUUAUGAAGAUUCAGCAAACUACGGCGAAACUGGAAAUGAGUGCAAAGGAAGAUUCUGCAGAGAAAAUACUUCGAGAGGCUGUAGAAAAGGCCAAAAAAACAGGCAAACCGCUUGAAGCCUACGAGAUUGAAAUGUUGCUCGUAGAAAUGCUCAUCUACAAGGGAGAGUCAGAAAAAGUCUUAAAAUGUGAAUGUUUGAAAGAUGAAUCGCUGAAAGAUGCACGGCGCCCACUGUACAAGGUACAUGUUCCUGUGUUACCAUACCAAGCAAUUGCACGCUGCAUGCUGAAUGUGGGCACAGAUAUGGCUAAACAAGAUUGGAAACAAUUCAUUGAAGCACGAGACCCAUAUUCGUCCACUGGUUCUCGUCCUGUAGUCAAUUUUGAAACGUUUCAAAGUUGUCUGCAACGACUUCAAAGUGCUAUACAAGAGGUUUCUGCAAGAAAGGGAAAGUGA
This is a messenger RNA of Abrus precatorius (Indian licorice), 819 nucleotides long. RefSeq lists its product as uncharacterized. NCBI's taxonomy places the organism in Eukaryota, Viridiplantae, Streptophyta, Magnoliopsida, Fabales, Fabaceae. Bases 1 to 819 code for a protein of 272 amino acids. The transcript is spliced from 4 exons. The record is from RefSeq and is a predicted model, not a curated record.